CGCCCGCAUCCCGCGCUCGUCAUCCCGCUCACGGCAUCCAGCGCUCAGCAUCCCAGCACCAUGUCCCGAGGGAAGGUCCAGAUGCUGGUGGCCGUUUUCGUGCUGUCGAUGCUGCUGAGCCUCAGCUCGGACGCUCUGCGCGUAAACAAGCGCCCGGUGCGGACUCGAACCUGUGCCGACCGUCCCGAGGAGCUUUUAGAACAGUUGUACGGGCGGCUGGCUGCAGGCAUGCUCAGCGCCUUCCACCACACCCUGCAGUUGGAACCGCUGGACAAGGAGCGCAACGUGAGCUGCCCGGCAGGGGGCAGGCUGGUCCAGGACAAGAAAUACCGACUGCCCAUCAACCUGCACAGCGUCUCCCCAUGGGCCUACAGGAUCUCCUAUGAUCCCACAAGGUAUCCAAAAUACAUGCCCGAAGCGUACUGUCUGUGCAAGGGCUGUCUGACGGGACUAUAUGGAGAGGAAAACUUUAAUUUCCGCAGUACCCCCGUAUAUAUGCCCACAGUCAUUCUGCGCCGCACCUCAGCCUGUGCUGGGGGACGCUAUGUUUACACAGAAGAUUAUGUGACCAUUCCAGUUGGGUGCACUUGUGUUCCAGAACAAGAGAAGGAGUCAGAGAGCCUGAACUCCAGCAUUGACAAGCAAGGAAUGAAGCUGUUGAUGAACCCGAAUGACAAACCCACAACAAAAUGAAUUUGAGGAGAACUCAUCAACUUCCUUCUUGACUUUUUUGUCCCUGCACAGAAUCAGGAAAUUAAUAGCAAAUGAAAAUCCUGUUCCUUCUAAAAGGCUUCCAUUGCAUGGUGAAACUGGAAGGAUUUCAUCAGGCCAUGAGGAGAUGAAGUUGAGCCAUGAGACAGCAAACCGAACUGGGAAGGGUCUUCUUUUAAUAUAGACUAGUCUACAGUUAAUGUCAGUGUUUUGACUAUUCUCUUUUCUGGACAAAAGUUAGUGCUGUUUUGGUAUCUUGGUUUGAAAUGCAUUAGAUGUUGGGAUGAACAUAUGAGUCAUAUUCAUCUGCUAUUUUCAGCUGCAAAGUCUGGCAUAGAAGUGUGUGAUGGGCAUGUCCCUAGGAUUUAAUUUCUCACAAUACUUGGGCCCAUGAGAGCACUGCUCUUGGAAAGAAAUUCUCUGAACUACAUUUCCCAGAAGGUUAUCCAUCUGACCACAGAAUAUGGUGACAACACCAAUCCAAGAGCUCUCUUUAUUGGGGCAUCCUUUUCAAAGAGGAAGGUUAAAAAAACUGCCAUAAAUUUGGGGCAAUGAUUGCAGUGGGAAAAAUGGUAAAAUGUUAAGCUUCAUAGUGUCAUAACACAGAGUGAAGAGACCCCUGGGAGCCCAGCAAGUUCAGGUUGGUGAUUCCUCUGAGCAGGGAGCAGAAACACAAAUUGGAGAUGGCCUAGCCACUAGCAUAAAGGCUGCCAGAGCUGGGAAGGAACAGGGAUGAAAAAGGUUCCAUACAGUAUAUAGAUGCUGCUGGAGCCAAGCUGAAGCCAGGCCCACCUAGCUGCCUCCCAAAGAAGUAAGCUUAUCUUCUUCCUGGCCACUGAGGCCAUACUGAAAGGAGACAAAGACCCAUUGACAGUUUCCUCACCUUGAGGGUCAGUUUUCCCAGUAGGUAUUUCAAUAAGCUUUUUCCAGGUUUCUAUUCCAUCUUCUCAUCUUGAAAGAUGUGUGAGAUUUUGUUCUGUGUAUGGGUAUAGGGAAUAUUUUUUUUACUUUAUUUCCUUCCUUGUAAUUUACAUUGUUUCAU
Messenger RNA from Vombatus ursinus (common wombat), 1753 nucleotides. RefSeq names its product interleukin 17D (gene IL17D). Gene Ontology annotation, biological process: inflammatory response. The transcript has 3 exons. The record is from RefSeq and is a predicted model, not a curated record. Gene Ontology annotation, cellular component: extracellular region. The coding region runs from base 61 to 693 and encodes 210 amino acids. Gene Ontology annotation, molecular function: cytokine activity. NCBI's taxonomy places the organism in Eukaryota, Metazoa, Chordata, Mammalia, Diprotodontia, Vombatidae.